This is a messenger RNA of Malaya genurostris, 6208 nucleotides long. Its product is annotated as mucin-2. The record is from RefSeq and is a predicted model, not a curated record. NCBI's taxonomy places the organism in Eukaryota, Metazoa, Arthropoda, Insecta, Diptera, Culicidae. The coding region runs from base 897 to 6080 and encodes 1727 amino acids. The transcript is spliced from 5 exons.
CACCGCCACCAGUUCAAGUCUCAGCUUCAGUUUCAGCUCAGCUCAGCACGGUACCACAACUCCUCAAGUGGGCAAAACACACCGAAGCCCCUUUCUUUUUGCCGCAACGGAUUCCAGUCAGUCUCGAUUCAGACGCGCUGCGAGACACAUCCAUCGAACCAUUCCAGUCAGUCUGUCUCACCUCACGGUCCUCACAAUCCUCUUUGGCCAUCAACCGUAGCGCACCUGUGUUUUGCAGAAGUCAGAUUAUUGGCAGAUAUAUUACUAGAUUUCGGUCGCAUGUUUCUCGGAGUCGAAGAAGCUGGUGGCUGUCGUCCUGCUGGGCUCCUGGUGUCAAGUGUCGAGUGUCGUUGACGGGGUUCAAAGUGUGCAAAAACAGCGGUGGCGAAAAAAAAAACAAAACAGAAUCCCAGUGCGGUCCGAAAGGCGGUAAUACUGACAUCUCCGACCUGUCACAGAAACCAAACCGAAAGCGGAAAAGAUUGAAAGUGUAAAAAGUGAAGGCUACCAACACGCUGACGUCCGCGCGCGCGCGGGGAAAGGAAAAGCUAGAAAAGAAGUCCAAACAUGCCCAACAGUGAUAGUGAUUAGUGGAAGAGAUGCGAGAGCGCAAAAUAUCUAAAGAAAGUGCUGUAUCAUAAAACAUAAAAUAAAAAAAAAAGAGAAAAACGAAAACUCCACGCCACAUCGCGCGGCACAUUGCACUGGAAGAAAAGCUCCUUUUAUUGUUUACUGGCCACCGCCGCCGCCGUCGCCGUCAUUGGCUAAACAUACCAAGUCACAGUCAAGUGCAUUGGCCUCCCUUCUAAUCGGGGGGUUUGCCUGCCUAAGCCGAGGAAACCGAACACGAGAAUUCGGAUUGUUUUUUAUUAGAGCUAUAAUUUAGGCGUAGGAGAAUGGCGAUUGAUGUCGCCAAAAGAUGCUGGUAUCCAGUUUUGCUGUUGGUGCUAAAGCUGUCCAGUCUUGAUGCCGGCGAGCGAUGGUCUCGUCAGCUGACAGAUUUUGGCAACGGCGCCGGCAACGAUUGGAUUCCACUGGCACAACCUUGCCCAACCUGUCGACCCGGAGAUCGACAAGCCGGUGCCAAGGUGUUAAACUAUUUCGACAAUACGGGCUUUCUGGGCAACGAUAACAGUGCCCAACCGCAGCAUCAUCACUUUACCUUCGUAAAUCAACCGUUUCCGGCAGCUGGUCAAUCGAGCCGAUUCCCACCGCUUCCCGUUCCGCAGCCACUUCAGCAAGAUUUCGAAUCGGCCUUCAAUCAACCCUUCGGAAAUCACCAAUCGUUCCUCCAGCAGUCACCGUUCGGAGGUAUCCAGACGAUUCAGCGACACCCGAUUCCUUCGUACAGUGCAGAACCGUCAACGAAGGAUACGCUAGUUCAAGAAAAGCCACAAAUCCUAGAACAACAGCAACAACAGUUCCAAUUCCCACUACCACAGCAAAGCCAAACGAACAACAUUCGUCAACCGCUGUUACAAACUGGCGGCCAAAGCCAACCCGGAGGUGGCGGUGUUUCACAGGAAGAAGUCCAACUACUGUACGUUCCCGUAGAAACGUUGUACAACCAAAAGCCACCGCAACAGGAAUCAAGCCGUUUCAACGGUUUCCCACAACCCGUCAGUGCCUCGCUCAUCAACGAUUUCUACACAUCGGUAACAACGACUCCUAAACCUCGAACCACUCAAAUUCCGUUCACUACCCGAACUACGACGAGUGCUCCUCUGCCGGUGAAGCCAAAACCGAAUCAACCGCCGUUGGCUAUGUUCAUGUACAACGAAGACAAACAGUCCAAAGUAACCAUCGCGGAUGCUCUCGGUAACCUGAAGAACGUCAACCAAAUUGCCGUCAUCGAUAGCCUCAACAAGAAUCUACCCAAAGUAUUCAUCGGUCCAUCGGGACUAGCCCCACCCAAAGGAUACUCCAAAUUCGAACUGCCAUAUCUGUCCAGUAUUGAUCAGAAUCGCUUGGACCGAAAACUCGACAGCUUACCAUUUUUCGUAGCUCCACUCAGCUACAAAACUCCGUCCGGCUUUUCGAAAAUCCCUCUUCCAUCUCCCCACGUAGGAUCCGUAAUCGUCCAGCAGGCCAGCAGUAGUCCUGCCAGUAACUUUUACCGACAACCGGAAAACAUUCAAUACUAUCAACCGGCAACUUUGAAGUUUACCGAGGCUACCACAAAGGCUCCCAUAACGGUACCAGCCGGUCUACACUACACAUCGCCCUCAAACAAACCGACCACCGACCGAUCAAACUACAGCCGAGGAAAUACACAAACUUCACCAGAUUCCUAUCGACAACCACAAGCCGAUCGUGCUCUCCACUCCCACUCUCCGUUCAACAGUGUUAACAAUCAACCGAACCGUCACAUCGUCAACGAGGAAUACUUCAAUCUAGCGAAAACCAAGAAACCUACAACCUCUUCCACGUCACUGAACUACACCCCGAAAACCUACAAACCAUUCGAAUUCAAACCCAUUCCCGACCAAAAGAUACCGUCGUUCGUUGAUUCGGAAAAUCACGCUCCCAGUUUUACCACCUCGAAACCGGUAACGACAACCGAACGAGCCUACAGCACCGACACCCAGGAGGACACCCAGCUGAAAACACACUUCAAAGAGGAACACUUCCGUAAUCGCCGUCCGUACAGUGGUCCAACCGUAGCCGCACAGCCCGAAGAAGACGAAAGCUUGCCCACGAACCAAAAUAACCACGAAGAGGAACACUUCGUGCACAAAUUCAAACUGGUCAAUUCCGUCCGGCCGCAAAACACACCGACUACGAAGUCGGUCGUCGACAAUGCGUACUUGGAGUUCUUCCAGCAGCAGGAUAACCACGACACUUUGAAAACCACUGUAAACAACCACGCUCCCAGCGGAGCACAUCACACGAUUCGUAACAACUACUUCCAACCGAGUACCAACGAGGAUGCACCGAAGCAAAAGUUUGUCAGCACUUACUACGUUCCGACGACUACCCCGGUGACACCGACAACCACUACAACCGUGUCCCCUAAAAACACUGGUGAUUCUUUCUUCGAAGAUUUCGAAGAAAAGAGCCGACUGUUUGAAUCCGAUCGUCCUCGAUACUCCCAGCAAACCCGUCCCGUCGAACAACCGUACAGUUCGGAUUCCUACGUGAAUCGAUUCUCGGAAAAUUCCUACAUAAAUAAGUACAAAUACGAAACGAACACCAACGAAGAAGUGCACUACCCGGUAGAAGUAGUAACCACCCAAGAUCCUCUCCGAUACGACACUACCAGUGAAUCUUCCCGUAUCACAACCCCAUCAUCGGAACAGUCUUACAGCAUUCCGUCCGAGCUGCCACCCAUCAGUGCCAACCUUCCCGGAUUGGUCAACUCUCUGAUGGAAGACGAAUGGUCACCUCAAAAAAAUGGCAACCAUCAACCCGGAACGUCCACCGCUACGUCCUCAACGGCCGCCAAGGGACACUUCCGAAAGACGGCGCAUCGUACAUCAACUGCCCCGGUUACUCCAGACCCGUACUCUACCGAGGUGACGACCAGACGUGUCCGUGGUCGACGUCCAACAACCACUUCAACCACUGGCGACUAUACCGCUCCAACCCGGGCCACUACAGUCAACAGAAGCCGGUCACGGUAUGUUCCGUCCAGCGAAGAAAGACCGGCCGUUCGAAGUAGAACCAGAAGUCGUCCGCACAGCAAUUCACGAGUCGCCAAGGAAGAGGAAAACCUAGACUAUCAACGAGAUGUUCUAAAACAAAACUACCCAGUGAUCCGGUCUGGGUCCCAAUCCAUAUCCACAUCCACUUCCACUCCGCCUCCAACAACAACUUUCACUACCACAACAACGCAUGCAACCACAAUGCCGCUAACAUACGCACAAAUCUUCGAGGAACAAACCGACCGUCUGAAUCUGUACCCCAUGGCACAGACCGAACAUGUUCCGGCGAUACCAACCAUCGAAGAAGGUUCCAAUCUGCGGAAGGAAACUUACAAUAGUGAAAACUACGACUCGGAAAGUACAAGUCCUUUCGCACCUACUACCAUUCGCCAAAAUGGACGGGACUCAACCGUUCCGCAGGAUGACGAAUCCGUUCGGGUUUUGCCAGUCAACUACCAAUCCAUAGAACCACAACGUGAAACUCCAAUAAAAUCAGUCGAGAUUCAACGAGAACGACCCAUCCACAGUACCAGAAGACACCCCGUUAAACAAGAACCAGAUCCAGAAACUCCCUCCAACAAUAAUCAACAGGAAGACGGACAGGACUUCCGCAAAGUGGAAAUCACUCCCAGACCCAGGAGACCACUAUUGCGGCAACCCGUUUACUCACCGAGGACAACGAUCGCUACGGAGCGAGCAACACCUGAACGCACGACAAUCGAACCGUCGCGAGGAUCACCGCAGCGUCGACCGGCAUUCGUGAGGCGACCUGGUCGUCCACUGUACACGACGACGACCGCCACACCCACGACGACGUACUCGAGCCGAGGUGUCUCUGGCGAUGAUGAACAAUCUACGCAAGGAGCAUUUACCGUGCGUCCAAAAACCCGCCAGGAUAUCCUUCGAGCCCGAACGCGUCGACCGUUGACGACCUAUGUGACUCCUACUACAACCGCUUCUCCAGAGCCUUCGGUCACUAGAGGGUUCGCGAGAACUAAGGAACUUCGAAGGGUGUCUCCCACUAUUCGAUCAAGACAAGAACAACAACCACAGCAACAGGAACAAGAACAAACAUCCGAAAAACAACCCGAAUCACAAACGCCAAGAUUCCGGAUCCGUGAGCGAACUCGCUUCAGUCUGCAGCCACAGGAAAGUCAGUGGUCUGCCAAAUUGGUACAGAACUCGUUCCAACCGGUACAGAGCGUAGAAUCACGCCACAAAACCUACGAAGAGGAACAUUAUUCUCUCGAACCGGAGCCGGAGAUCGUCACGGCCAAUCCGUUCCAGGAGGAAAGUAUCCGGCUGGUAAACGUCUCCGCCAAUCUCGCCGGAACGCCAUCCACGACACCGGUCGGUGUACUGACGAAGGAAGUUGCCCUCAGCCAGAUGCCACCACAGGCGGACGAUAGCAACAUUCCCUCAUUCGCCGAGCUGCUGAACGAUGUGAUGAAGGAAUAUAUCGACGACAGCAUCCACUCGGAGGCGGAAGCGGAAAACAAACCAGUCGAAAACGAAGUACUCAACAAUGCGGAAAAACCUUCCCCCGAAUUGCAGCGUAGUUCUGCGAACGUCGCCAGCAACGGAUUCGAGAAGAAAAGCACCGGUGUUCGCAAUGGGUACAAUUUCCGCAAACGAGGCCGGUCACAUGCAGUGGACUCGUUCGAAACAGCCGAAUCUCAGCACAUCAACAGUCACGUGUUGAAUACGGCCGGGAUCGAAUCGCUCAAGAGCAUCGACAAGGCCUACCUCCGAGGAAAGAACGUCGGGGAUGAUGCCAAGGGUACUAAUUAUGUAACACCGCAAUCGAACCAUGCUAAUCUGCCAGCCCAAAUGGAACUGGUUGGAACUACUGCCGUAUCACCAGCGGAAACCACAAUUUCUGCGAUCGUGGAAACUACUUCGGCCAUUGAAACCACUUCCGUUCUGCCCACGGAGAAGGAAACUACGACACCGCCCCCUACGGUAGAAGUUUUGUUGGGUGACGAUGAACAGACUUCAACCGAACAGUUCUACGACGACGUAGCUGAGCUUGAACAAGACGAUCAACCUCCAAGUAAGGAAGCUACCAAUCAAGGCAUAUUUGCCGAUGUGAAAAAACAAUUGUCCGACCUUUUCGCUAUGGCCGAGAGCGACCCGGAUACGGAAGAAGACGACGAACGCUAUGGCUCGCUCAUGAUGGGCUACCAACCCGCAGAACGGAUGACAACCAGUACGGCUGAGCCGGAAUUUAUCACAUCCACCACGACGGAACCGCCACCCAGCGAGAACAGGGCUGAGUCGACGGUUUCGAAACCGCUUCAGAAUGCCGUGGGCUCACUGGCCAUCCCCACGUCCACCUCGAACGGAAUCACGCACGAAACCGAAAUCUGCUACCGGGGGCGAUGUGUCAAGACGGAGGAGAAAAAACCGAAAAAGAACAAGUUCAAACCAAAUUAGUGGUACGACGUAGCCUAACACUCUGUCUUUAGUAGGUAGUGUUCUUUUUUGUAAAGAGAAACGUUACGACUUAUUUAUUUGUAAUAUAUAAGUGUAGAGGUAAACUAAUAAAACAUUUGAAAAUCCAA